GGGAAAAAAAAAAAGGAGGUAUUAUUACGCAUACUAAUUACGGGAUUGAGAGUGUUGUGUUCUUUGAACUUUGAAGGUCUCUUCGAAAAUGGCGGACUGAUCUUUGUUGUGGCGGAGCUUCUUUCUGGAAGCUUCUCCGCCGUCUUCUUCAUCGCUGAUUCCCCGAGAGCAACCCCUCUUUGUCUCCUCAUCUUCUAUAUCGCUCCCGCUCGACGCCGUGCUGUUCGGCGACUACAGCUCCGCUUCCUCCUCGCCGCUGGAGCCUGGUUCACUUCUAUUCCCUUCAGAAACGUUGGAAAAGCAGCAUUGUUAUCCAUUUUUUGUUAUCGUAAGAUCAAGAUAUUCAUUUCCACUUUUAUCGUAAAUUAGGGUUUAUGCACUUUCCCCAAAUUCUCUGCCUAUCUUCGCUGUAAAUUACCAUGAAUUUUCUCUCAAUCUCUCGCCACUUUUCAACCUGCAAGAAACCCAAUUUCGGAAUUAGCAACGUCCUUCUCUUCUCUACUGCUUCGUCUUCGUCAUUAGCUGCUUCACAAUUCAUGACCCAUUUGCAGAAAAACGGACCCAACAUAGAGAAAUCCUUGAACUUAGUCAAAGCCGAAUUGGAUGCCCCUUGUGUCACUCGGGUUUUGGAAAGCUUUUCAGUUGAAAACCGCCAAAUGGGUCUCAGAUUCUUCAUAUGGGCCGGGGUUCACCCUUCCUAUAGACACUCAACAUACAUGUAUAACAAAGCUUGUAACUUGCUGAAAGUUAAGGAAAACCCGAAUAUCGUUACUGAUGCUUUUGAGGCUUAUGAGGUGGAGGGAUGCAUAGUCAGUGUAAAAAUGUUUAGGGUUGUGUUUAAUUUGUGUAGAGAGGCUAAAGAUGCAGGCUUGGGGUUGUGGGUGUUGAGGAAAAUGAAGGAUUUUAAUUGCAGGCCAGACAUGAUUGCUUAUAAUGGAGUGAUUAGGUUGCUGUGUGAGAAGGGGGAUAUAGAUGGGGCAAUGGGAUUGAUGAGAGAGAUGGGCUUGAUUGAUCUUUACCCUGAUAUGGCCACUUAUGUUAUGAUGAUCAAGGGUUUGAGUGAGGUGGGUAGGUUGGAGGAGGCUUGCAGGUUGGUUAAAUCGAUGAGAGGGCACGGUUGCUUGCCCGGUACAGUGGUGUAUUCCGUGCUUCUUGAUGGGAUUUUGAGGUUUGGGAGUCUGGAAAGGGCGAUGGAGUUGUUGGAGGAAAUGGAGAAAGAAGGCGGCGAUUGUAGACCAAAUGUUGUUACCUAUACCACUCUGAUUCAGGGGUUUGUUGAAAAAGGCUGUUCGGUAGAGGCAAUGCCUAUUUUGGGUCGAAUGGAGGAUUUGGGGUGUAAGCCGAAUAGAGUAUUGANAUAUAAAUUAUAA
Ipomoea triloba (trilobed morning glory) is the source of this 1370-nucleotide messenger RNA. Its product is annotated as pentatricopeptide repeat-containing protein At5g47360-like. The record is from RefSeq and is a predicted model, not a curated record. The transcript has a single exon. Lineage: Eukaryota; Viridiplantae; Streptophyta; Magnoliopsida; Solanales; Convolvulaceae. Gene Ontology annotation, molecular function: protein binding. Bases 420 to 1370 code for a protein of 316 amino acids.